GGGGGCGUCAAACGUGCCGCCGCACCAAGAGGACGCAAGCUUACAGUUACAGGCAUCCUCCACUAGCAAUCGACUAACUAACUAGCCAGGCCAAACGCAAGCAUCAUCAAGGCUGCACCCGAGUUCUUGGACAGUAGUUGACCAUGACGGGAGACGACAGGAGGGAGAGGACCGAAGCUAGCGCCGGAGGGAGGGACGACGACGCCGGCGAUGGAGGAGGAGGAGGAUCUGCGGGCCGCGAGAUCAGUUCGAAGCCGGCGGUGGUGGGGCGCGUGCCGCUGUACCGGCUCUUCGCGUUCGCGGACCGGACGGACGCUGUGCUUAUGGCCGUGGGCGCCGUCGCGGCGGUGGCCAACGGGAUGGCACAACCGCUCAUGACCUUCAUCUUCGGCGACGUCAUCGACGCCUUCGGCUCCUCCGCAUCCCCCGACGACGUGCUCCACAGGGUCGUCAAGGUGAUAAUGAACUUCGUUUAUCUUGCCAUUGGAGCCGGGCUUGCUUCAACAUUUCAGGUAUCAUGUUGGAUAAUUACCGGAGAAAGACAAGCAGCACGAAUCAGAGCCUUGUAUCUCAAGGCAAUUCUAAGACAGGAUAUUGCAUUCUUUGACAUGGAAAUGAGCACUGGGCAAGUGGUUGAGAGGAUGGCAGGGGAUACAUUCCUAAUUCAAGAUGCCAUCGGAGAAAAGGUUGGGAAGUCCAUACAACUUCUUUCUACUUUUAUUGGUGGCUUUAUUAUUGCAUUUGUAAAAGGAUGGCUCUUGGCCCUUGUUAUGCUCUCAAGCAUUCCUCCAAUCGCCAUCGCUGGUGCGAUUGUGUCAAGGCUGAUGACAAGACUCUCCACUCGCAUGCAAGCAAAAUAUGGUGAUGCUGGGAAUGUUGUCGAACAGAUGCUUGGAGCUAUUAGAACGGUUGUGUCGUUCAAUGGUGAGAAGCAGGCUAUAAGAACAUAUAACAAGUUCAUACGAAAAGCAUAUGAAUCUGCUCUACAAGAAGGUGCUGUAAAUGGACUUGGACUAGGUUCCGUAAUGGCAGUCUUGUUUUGCAGCUAUGGCUUGGCCGUUUGGUAUGGAUCUAGACUGAUAGUUGAGCGAGGAUACAAUGGUGGCAUGGUUAUCUCUGUCAUAAUGGCUGUCAUGAUUGGCGCAAUGUCCUUAGGUCAGGCAACACCAUCAGUAACAGCUUUUGCUGAAGGUCAAGGAGCAGCAUAUAGAAUGUUCAAGACAAUUGAACGGAAACCAGAUAUUGAUAUAUAUGAUACCACAGGUGUCAUAUUGGAGGACAUAAAGGGUGACAUUGAACUGAAGGAUGUGUACUUCAGCUAUCCUACUAGGUCUGAACAUUUGGUAUUUGAUGGAUUCUCGCUGCAAGUACCAAAUGGCACAACUAUGGCCCUAGUGGGGGAGAGUGGCAGUGGGAAGUCCACCGUGAUCAGUUUGGUGGAGAGAUUCUACGACCCACGGGCUGGACAAGUUUUGAUCGACGGAGUUGACAUUAGAAGGAUGCACCUUGGAUGGAUAAGAGGAAAAAUUGGUCUCGUCAGUCAAGAACCAGUGUUGUUCUCAACUACAAUCAGGGAAAACAUUGCCUAUGGAAUGGAAAAUUCAACACUUGAAGAGAUCAAGAGAGCAACUGAGCUUGCAAAUGCUGCUAAAUUCAUCGAUAAGUUACCAAAUGGUCUUGACACAUUGGUUGGGGAACGUGGAACUCAACUGUCUGGAGGACAGAAGCAGAGAAUAGCAAUUGCUAGAGCAAUCGUAAAGAACCCUAGGAUCUUACUACUUGAUGAAGCAACUAGCGCAUUGGAUAUGGAAUCUGAGAGGGUGGUUCAAGAAGCUCUGAAUAGGGUCAUGCUAGAAAGGACUACGAUUAUCGUUGCUCAUCGCCUAAGCACAGUGAAAAAUGCUGAUGUGAUAUCUGUCCUACAACACGGGAAGGUGGUUGAACAAGGCUCACAUGUAGAACUGAUGAAGAAGAUACCUGAAGGUGCUUACUCUCAGCUGAUACAUCUACAAGAGACACGCCAAGGGGCAGAAUUUUCAAGCGUUGACCCUGAUAUUGUACUAACAAAUGGUAUUGGCUCUAGGUCUAUUAAUAGCAAACCAAGAAGCCAAAGUAUCUCCAGGAGAUCAACUAGUAAAGGAUCUUCCUCGUUUGGGCACAGUGGUAGGCACUCCUUCCCUGCUCCACUUGGUCUACCUGAUCCUAUGGAACUCAAUGGAUCUCCAGAUGUGGAAGAGACUGUUGACAAAACGAGCAGAGCUCCAAAGAAAGCUCCACUUGGCAGACUCUUGUAUCUAAACAAACCAGAAGCUCUUGUCCUUGCACUUGGUUCUAUAACUGCUGCGAUGCAUGGCGUUAUUUUCCCAAUAUAUGGCACAUUGAUCUCCACCGCAAUAAAGGUGUUCUAUGAGCCACCUGCAGAACUACUGAAGGACUCGAGGUUCUGGGCAAGCAUGUUCGUUGCGUUGGGUGCUUGUGCAUUUGUUCUGAUUCCAGUAGAGUAUUUCCUAUUCGGAUUAGCUGGUGGGAAGCUUGUGGAGCGCGUACGAUCACUGACAUUCCAAAGUUUAAUGCGCCAAGAGAUUAGCUGGUUUGAUGAACCUGAACACUCAAGUGGAUCAAUUGGUGCAAGACUAUCAACCGAUGCCAUGAACGUUAAGCGGCUUGUUGGGGACAAUUUAGCACUCAAUGUGCAGACUUUAUCAACUGUCAUAUCAGGCUUCACAAUAGCAACAGUUGCAAACUGGAAGCUGGCACUGAUCAUCACUGUGGUGGUUCCCUUUGUGGGUUUCCAAGGCUAUGCUCAGAUGAAGUUCCUUAAAGGUCUCAACAGAAACGCGAAGCUCAAGUAUGAGGAAGCAAGCCAAGUGGCCACUGACGCGGUCGGCGGCAUCAGAACCGUAGCGUCGUUUUCUGGCGAGAAGAAAGCGGUGGACGCCUACGAGAGGAAAUGUGAGUCUCCGAUAAAGCAAGGGAUCAGGGAAGGUGUCGUUGGUGGCCUGGGGUUCGGGUUCUCGUUCCUGGCAUUCUACCUCACGUAUGCUCUGUGCUUCUAUGUCGGUGCCAAGUUCGUUGAGCAAGGGACGGCGACGUUUCCUCAGGUGUUCAGGGUCUUCUUUGUAUUGGUUCUAGCCACCAGUGGGAUCUCGCGAACAAGCGCAGUUGGCGCGGAUAGCACCAAGGCCAAUGAUGCGGCCGCGUCUGUCUUGGAAAUCCUCGAUCGAAAGUCUAAGAUCGACUACAGCUGCGAGGAGGGCAUCACCAUCGCAGGCGUGAGCGUCAGGGGGGAGAUCGACUUCCAGAACGUGUGCUUCAAGUAUCCGCUACGGCCAAAUGUUCAGAUCUUCAAGGAUCUGUCACUAAGCAUUCCUUCUGGAAAGACUGUUGCACUGGUCGGGGAGAGCGGCAGCGGGAAGUCCACCGCGAUCGCACUGCUCGAAAGGUUCUACGAUCCAGACUCGGGUAAGGUCCUCUUCGACGGCGUGGAGCUCCGAGCCCUCAGAGUCAGCUGGCUCCGGCAGCAGGUCGGGCUGGUCUCGCAAGAGCCAGUGCUGUUCAACGACACCAUCCGCGCCAACAUAGCCUACGGGAAGCAGGGGGAGGCGUCGGAAGAGGAGAUCGUCGCCGCUGCCGGAGCAGCCAACGCGCACCAGUUCGUAUCGGCUCUGCCCGACGGGUACAGCACCCUUGUCGGCGAGAGAGGCAUCCAGCUGUCCGGUGGCCAGAAGCAGCGCGUCGCCAUCGCCAGGGCCGUCGUCAAGGACCCCAAGGUGCUCCUGCUGGACGAGGCGACCAGCGCGCUGGAUGCCGAGUCGGAGCGGGUCGUGCAGGAGGCGCUGGACCAGGCGGUGGUCGGUAGGACCACGGUGGUGGUAGCGCAUCGCCUGUCCACCGUCAGAGGCGCGGACGUCAUCGCUGUCCUCAAGAACGGGGCAGUCGCCGAGAAAGGCAGGCAUGAAGACCUGAUGCGGGUGAAGGGUGGAACCUAUGCUUCGCUUGUUGAGCUAAGCUCUACUUCUUCGUGAUCCCCAAAUAAUUAAUUAAUAAGGUUAGAUGAUCCUCACAUGGAUUGGGAAAAGAAUUAAUAAGGUUGCUACUCAAAGUUCUACUUCUUAGCCUUUAAUAUCAAUUGGGCAAUUACCAAGCUUCGCUUGUUGAUAUACUGAAAGUUCGGUCAUCAUUCAAAAGUUAGAAAAUCCUCACGUGGAUUGGUUACGAUGUAGAAAGGUUGCUACUCGAAGUUAUACUUUUAAGUUAAUUCGUAACAGAACUUCAAGUUAA
This is a messenger RNA of Zea mays, 4281 nucleotides long. Its product is annotated as ABC transporter B family member 11. The coding region runs from base 144 to 4025 and encodes 1293 amino acids. The transcript has 12 exons. Gene Ontology annotation, cellular component: mitochondrial inner membrane. The record is from RefSeq and is a predicted model, not a curated record. Lineage: Eukaryota; Viridiplantae; Streptophyta; Magnoliopsida; Poales; Poaceae. Gene Ontology annotation, biological process: oligopeptide export from mitochondrion. Gene Ontology annotation, molecular function: ATP hydrolysis activity; ATP binding; ABC-type oligopeptide transporter activity.